Molecule: messenger RNA, 1429 nt
Organism: Juglans microcarpa x Juglans regia
Lineage: Eukaryota; Viridiplantae; Streptophyta; Magnoliopsida; Fagales; Juglandaceae
Product: caffeoylshikimate esterase-like
Exons: 8
Coding region: 241-1224 (327 amino acids)
Cellular component (GO): membrane
Molecular function (GO): lipase activity
Source: RefSeq, a predicted model, not a curated record
UUAAUAGGGUUGAACGCGUAAAGCUUUUCCUCACAGCUCCGCUAGCUCCUCGUUUCCUUUUUCCGAUUAUAAAAACCCAUCCAUUCAGUUCUUUUGUUUAUCUUUCUUUCUUUAUUUGUUAUAUAUUCAGAACUUUUCAAUCUCUUUUUCAUAGUCUGUCUCACGUACGUAAUUCAAAAGUUUGAUCUUUAGAUAAUUCUCCUUCUCUCGAGCUUCUGAAGUCCUUCUGUUCAUUUCUUCAUGGCACAGGCGGAGCGUCAAACAGGGGAUGUUGGAUAUGAAGAGGAGUACAUAAUCAAUCCACGCGGAUUGAAGCUUUUCACAUGCAGAUGGCUUCCAGUGAAUCAAGAACCUAAAGCCUUGAUUUUCAUUUGCCACGGUUAUGCCAUGGAGUGCAGCAUCACCAUGAAGAGUACCGCGACCCGGCUUGUGAACGCUGGCUUUGCAGUUUACGGGAUAGACUAUGAAGGCCACGGGAAAUCAGAAGGAUUGGCCGGCUACGUUAACAGCUUCAACGUUGUCGCGGAUGACUGCUCUGAUCAUUUCACAAGCAUAUGCGAAAGAAAAGAGAACAAGGGGAAGAUGAGAUAUUUGUUGGGAGAAUCGAUGGGAGGGGCAAUGAUUCUACUAUUACAUACGAAGAAGCCAGACUACUGGGAUGGUGCAGUCUUGGUUGCACCUAUGUGUAAGAUAGCAGAUGAAAUGAGGCCACAUCCAGUGGUGACAUCCAUUUUGACAAAGCUUUGCAACGUAAUUCCAACGUGGAAAUUAAUCCCAACCCAAGAUAUCAUCGAUGUCGCCUUUAAAGUACCCGAGACAAGACAACAGAUUAGAGACAACCCAUAUUGCUAUAAAGGUCGGCCUCGAUUGAAAACCGGCUAUGAACUUUUGAGGGUCAGUUCCGAGCUUGAGCAGAGACUUCAGGAGGUUUCAUUACCAUUUAUAGUCCUCCAUGGGGAUGAGGACAGAGUGACCGACAAAUCGGUAAGCAAACUGCUUUAUGAUGUGGCCUCCAGCCACGACAAAACCUUCAAGUUGUAUCCAGGAAUGUGGCAUGGUCUGCUCUACGGAGAGCCACCAGAGAACUCGGACCGUGUGUUUUCGGACAUCAUCGAUUGGUUGGAGAAGAAAUCCAUCGUAGGAAAUCCAAGGUUGGAGUGGGAGCAGAAGCAUGAAAACGACGGUUUCUCAAUGACUGAACAAAACGCAGAAAAUUGCAAAUGAUUGUUGUUUCAUGGGGCCGGUAUAUAUAAGGUUCAGUAAUAUUAGCUAGCAAAUGCCUACAGGCAAUGCGUGUGAAGUAAACAACCAGGAGAUUCAUUUUAUUUCCUAGCAAUUUUCUUAAAUGCUUUGUCUCGACUCUUGUGUAUUAACUAUUAAGUUAUGCACUUAAAAGGAGAGCUAUUUUGGCUGGAAAAAAUUGAUUUGA